AUGGAAGCAGAGAUCGAAAGUGGUCUCACGGUCGUAAGUGCCGUGGUCAUGCCUCCAGAGAAUGACAUUGUUCAGAUGGUUAUACGAAACGAGUCCAGUUUCACUCACAGGUUGAGUCAAGAAGAAACAGUAGGAGUCAUUGAGACAGAGGGAGUGCUAGACGCUCCACUUGAUGUGGAAAGUUCAGGCUACCUGACAAUCAACAUGGUCAGCGGUGAUUCUUUUGAGCAGAGGAAGGAAGAGCUUUUACAUUCGUUGACGCUGCCCGACCUUCUACAAGACGAGCUGAAGCAGUUGGAGGAUUUUCUGGUUGACCAUCACAACGUGUUUAGCCUGGGGAACGCGUAUAUGGAUGACAUUCUUGUGUACUCGCGCGCCUUGGGAGAACACCUUGACUACCUGAAACUCGUUCUCGUACGCUUACGCUCUGCUAAUAUCAAGCUUAAGCCGUCAAAGUGCGAGUUUGUCCGACCCGAGGUUGAGUAUCUCGGCCACGUGAUAACGGCGAAGGGACUGAAGGUUUGCCUUCGUCUUACCAGUGCAGUCAUUGGAAUUUUCACGGCCAAGUUCGAAGGAGUGGCGUUUGAGUGGUCCGCUGACUGCGAACACGCUUUCAAAUCGUUGAAAGAAAGACUCACAGCUCCACCGGUGCUUUCGUUCCCAUUAUUUAAUCAGGAGUUUACUCUGGAAACGGACGCAUCGACUCUAGGGCUUGGAGCAAUCUUGUCCCAACUGCAAGCAGAUGGCAAGCUUUAUCCUUUUGAUUAUGUUAGUCGGGCUCUUAACGAAGCCGAGAUAAACUACAGUAUAUCUAAAAUAGAAACCUUGGCUGUUGUCUGGACUAUUUCACAUUUUUUCUCUUAUCUCUAUGGCAACAGAGUUACUGUGCUAACCGAUCAUUCGGCUGUGAAGGCUAUAUUGGAGACUCCCAACCCUACCGGCAAGCACGCGCGCUGGUGGACCAAAGUUUAUGGUCGCGGUGUCAAGGUGGUGGUUAUUAAGUACAGGGCUGGACGGAACAACGUAAGUGCAGAUGCUCUUUCCCGGAGUCUUCAGGUUCCCCACUUUUGUGUGGCAUUUAGUCAAGGCGAGUUUCAGAUUGCGAUGGUGCAGAGCGAUCAGGAUAUCAGAGAAACGUUGAGAGCUGGUGCAAUUGAAGCGUUCGAAAACCAUAGCGAUUAUACUUCCGAGCAACGCAAAGAUCCACAGCUUAAGGAGAAUGCAGACUCUCUGUCUGAUGGCCAUCUGCCAGAGGAUGCCAAUAAGGCCAAGAUCGUGGCUUUACAAGAGUCGCUCUUUGUAUUGAUUGACGAAAUUUUGUACUACGUAGAACACAAGAUAACCACCGAAAGAGAGAAGUAG
Molecule: messenger RNA, 1362 nt
Organism: Corticium candelabrum
Lineage: Eukaryota; Metazoa; Porifera; Homoscleromorpha; Homosclerophorida; Plakinidae
Exons: 3
Coding region: 1-1362 (453 amino acids)
Source: RefSeq, a predicted model, not a curated record